Molecule: messenger RNA, 2388 nt
Organism: Klebsormidium nitens
Lineage: Eukaryota; Viridiplantae; Streptophyta; Klebsormidiophyceae; Klebsormidiales; Klebsormidiaceae
Source: the annotation of a GenBank genome assembly
AUGGCACAGGGGGAAAGGAGAGAAAGCUUGCGGCAAAUUCUGAAGGAGGUACUCCCUGCUGAGUACGAGGCGUUUGAGGACGAUGACUGUGACAACCUUAUCAGGAGAAGGUUCACUAAGCUUGGGAUGCUCAGGAACGCUGGAGCACUGAAGACCCUGAGGAAUGGGCCAGAUCCGUUGCCUGAAGCCCUCGUGUGCGCCCUGGAGUCUGCAGCAGAGAAGGCCCUUCAACCUCCUCCAAAACGAGCCUGCAGAAGGAUGAAGGCCUUCAGUCUCCAAGAUGGGAUUGAUAAGGAGGGGUUCUUUAGAAAGUCGGAAGAGGCCCCGCAGGUCAUUGAGAUGAUCAAGAAGGGGAAGUAUCCCCUCAUUGCAGAUGUUAGGAAAGCAGGAAAGACGACGCUGAAACAGGAGAUCGUGGACCUGCUUCAUGGACAAACAGUAGACACGAUCAGGGGCGAAAGCGAAGUCAGGGUAGUUGCAGUCACGCUGGGGUGGGGUUUGGAGAUGCACGGACAGGAGUCCGAAACAGCAUUCUGGAAGUAUGUGAUCGACGAUGUCGUUCGGAAAUCUCAGGGGCUGCUGGUGCGACAUCCAGACACGACAGAUUCCGCCGCGGGGUUUGCGAGCCUCUUCCAGUGGGUCAGGCCGACUGGUCCUCUGGUUGUGCUGUGCGUCGAUGAAGCCUCCGAGUUGGCAAAGGCCUCCAUCAUAAACCGUGCGAGCCUCAUGCACUGCUUCCGGGAUAUGCGCGAGGCCGCCACGCGCAGGCAGCACCGGCUACUUUCAGUCGCUUUCUUCGGCACCUUCACGGUGCUGCGGAUUGUUGACGAGCUUAACGAGGGAAGACCGGGGCCGUCAGGCGCCAUUUUCCGGACGUCGCCGUUCCUGCUGGCAACAGGUCCUGAAGUGAUCAGGGGCCUGAGGCGCUUUUCUAUUGAAGACAUCGUUCAGCUGCUGGAAGAGUACGCCGAGCUGUGCAGAGAGGAGCUCGAGAAGAGGCCGGUUGCGCUGCAGGACCUGCAGAGAAUUGCAGAGUCCAUCUUCGAGAAAACCAGGGGCCACAAGGGCCAGACCGUCGCGUGCCUCAUGGCGUUGCAGACCAAGCAGCUCCUAGAAAAGAAUCUAGACGGGCCCCUCAUUGUAGAGCAGUGGCUGCAGUACCUCAGGACAGACCUGCCUGCGUAUGUCGCUCAGUCCACUGUCUUUCGAGCCACAGUCCAGAGCGCUCUCCAAGCCACUCCAGCCCAGCUCGAGCUCCUCAGCUCCGUCCUCUAUAGUGGAACCGCAACUGUGCCGGCUGACCAGGUGCAAGAGAUCGCAGAGCCGUUGCUAGCAGAAGGAGUUCUUGUGGAAGAAGCGCACGGGGAAUCGAGCGAGUUUGGCUACCGGAGAGCGGCAGUCGCCCAGGCGAAGUCCCCGCCUGCCCCCGGAGAGUACUUGGAGUACAUCGACUUCCUUGUGAUUGAGACGGUGCGCAAUCUGAAUUGGGCCACCAUUGCCUGUCACAGAGCAGCAAACGCGUCGGGGGAGCCGUCGGAGUACGCACUGCAAGGCCAGUUCUUGUUGAUAUUGAAUCAAUUGCUACGGAAGACCGAAAAGGUCCAAUUCUUCAGCCUAGUCGCGGAGGCCAGGAACAUAACGACCACCUCGGGGAACGUACGAAGACGGAUCGACUUCCUCUGCUGGCCCCUUCCACAUCGGCUCGGGACUAUUAGGCCCUUCGCGAUCGAGCUGAUUGCGUUUGCUGGGAGGGCCGACAUCCUGGAGCACAUGAGGCGUGGGUACCCGAAGUUGCACGCCGCUGACGUGGACGGACGAGUCGAGACGUGCCACACAGUGGUCGUCCACGUGUCAGCGGACUGGGCUGCCAAGAGGGGCGCCAUAGACUACUUUGGGCCCCCCGAGGGUGUCGAGGACGUGCACGUCGUGCAAGUUCUUUUCAAAGAGAAUGGGGCCAAGGCACGGAUAGCAUUCGAGGAUAGGGAUAGGGAUAGGGAGAUUCCAGUAGCGGGGCUGCGCAAGGAGGCCAAAAUGGUUCUUUCAAAGCUGACGACGCCUCCCAGCUCCACUCCGGGCACCCGAAGGCCUCCUCUUCCCCAGCCCCGUUAAGAUAAGACAAUCAAUCAUUAGAUGGACGACAAGUGGGUCGUUCAAAAGGUUCUGGUUUCGCUUGGAGAGUGCUAAUUGUCAUCAAGUGUAGUGGUCUGACCUGUGCUUUCGCUUUGACAGCUUGUGAUCUGACUGCGGUAAUACGUUACAGGCCGGAUUAUACCCCAGAUUUGCAGCAAGUCAGAAUCCCGUACGGAAGUGACAGAAAGGGUUCGGUUUCUUGUUUGGAAUAUAUGUGCAGUCAAAUGUGGUUGGCAACCUUUAUUGACAGAGUCUGAG